Molecule: messenger RNA, 906 nt
Organism: Myiozetetes cayanensis
Lineage: Eukaryota; Metazoa; Chordata; Aves; Passeriformes; Tyrannidae
Product: pro-opiomelanocortin B-like
Exons: 2
Coding region: 37-741 (234 amino acids)
Cellular component (GO): extracellular region
Molecular function (GO): hormone activity
Source: RefSeq, a predicted model, not a curated record
CCCCGGAGCGAUCCCGGCGCGGAAUUCCCGGCGGGAAUGCGGUGGGGAGGCGUGUCCGUGUUCCUGGGGCUGCUCCUCUGCCAUCCCGGAGCGGCCGGAGCGCCCUGCGGGGAAAAUCCCGAGUGCCGGGAGCUCUCUGGACAGCCGGGAAUCCUGGAAUGCUCUGCCGCGUGCCGAGACGGCCUUUCCCUGGAAGCGCCGGUGUUUCCCGGGAACGGGCAGCUGGAGCCGCUGUCCGAGAGCAUCCGCAGGUACGUCAUGAGCCACUUCCGAUGGGAUAAGUUCGGCCGCAGGAACAGCUCCAGCGGCUCCAGCGGCUCCGGGAGCAGCGCCGGGAGCCACAAACGCCGCGAGGGCUCCGGGAACAUCCCGGCGCUCCCGGGGCCGCAUUCCCAGCGCCGGGAAGAGAAGGAGGACGGGAAGCGCUCCUAUUCCAUGGAGCACUUCCGAUGGGGGAAGCCCGUGGGGCGCAAGAGGAGACCCGUCAAGGUGUACCCCAACGCCCUGGAGGAGGAGCAGGAGCAGGAGGAGGAGGAGGAGGCGGCGGCGGCGGCGGCGCGGGAAUUCCCGCUGGAAUUCCGGCGGGAGCUGGGGGGAAGGCGGGAAGGGGGCAAAUCCCGCUGGGAAUCGCCGCUGGACAAGCGCUACGGGGGGUUCAUGGGCUCGGGGAGCAGCCGGACCCCGCUGCUGACGCUCUUCAGGAACACCAUCGGCAAAAGCGCCUCCCAGAAGGGGCCGUGAGCGGGAAAAAUCCACCCGGGAAUUCCCGCCCGCACGCCUUUUCCAACCCCCUUCCCCUUCCCCUUCCCCUCCCCUCCUGGAGCUUCAGCGCCCCGCGGGAAAAUCCCAAAGGAAUUCCCUCCCUCGUUCCUCGCAUCCCUCGGAACCGGCGCUCCCGGGAUUUGG